Molecule: messenger RNA, 1022 nt
Organism: Camarhynchus parvulus
Lineage: Eukaryota; Metazoa; Chordata; Aves; Passeriformes; Thraupidae
Product: triggering receptor expressed on myeloid cells 2-like
Cellular component (GO): cell surface
Molecular function (GO): signaling receptor activity
Source: RefSeq, a predicted model, not a curated record
AUGUGCAGGAUGAAGAAGAUGCCAAGUUCCUGUGCUCCUUCCUUCCGUCAGGAAGCACAGGGGGAGAGGAGCUGCCCCUGGGCUGAGCCAGCUCGCUGCUCCCUGCUCCCUGCUCCUCUCCUGCUCCUCUCCUGCUCCUCUCCUGCUCCUUCUCCACUCAGCCCCAUGGAGAAGCUCCUGAACCUCACCUUGGUCUUGCUGUCAGCAUCCUGCGCUGCCGAGAACAUCACCGUGGUGGCCGUGGAGGGCGACACCAUUUCCGUCAACUGCUCGUACGACGCGCGGCAGUGGUGGCGGCAGAAGAGCUGGUGCCGGCAGCUGGGGCAGCGGCGCUGCCAGCCCGUGGCGAGCGCCCCGCCCGCCUGGCUGCCCGUGCCCAGACCCAGCAGGGGCAGCACCUCCAUCAGGGACGACGCCCGCGCCGGGCUCCUCACCGUCACCAUCAGGGGCCUGCGCCGGGAGGACGCGGGGCUCUACCAGUGCCAGACAGAGUUCCUGGGCCACACACGGAGCCUCAGGAGGGUGCAGGUGGAAGUGCUGGCAGCAGCUGACCUGGUGACCCACGUGCCAGAGGAGCCCAGAGCUGUGCAGAGCAUCUCCAGGACCCCUCCUGACGUGGAUUUCACUGUUUUCUACAUCCUGGCUGGAUUCCUGGUGGCCAAGUUCAUGGUGGCCGUGCUGGUCGGUGCUGUCGCCCACAGCAGGAAGAACAGCAAGAGAGGGCAGAACCCAGAGCUGGGUGAGCAGCAGGAGCUCCCACUCCCUGCUGACCUUGGACAUGAUGGGAUCGGCCUCUCCUGGGAGAGCUCUGCGUGAGCCAAGCCAAAGGGAAUCCAGGGAAAAGGCAAAUCCAUGGAAAAGGCCGCCUGCCAUAAGAAAAGGACCACUACUAAACACAGGUCUGGAAGAACCUGUCACUCUGGAGAGGUUCCCAUCUUCUUCAUCACCUCUUCCCCUUGGUGUGUCAUCCCCAGGCAGUUAUUGCAGACCUCAUUCCCAGGACCAUUCCCUCACAGUCUGAA